Molecule: messenger RNA, 3091 nt
Organism: Cyprinus carpio (common carp)
Lineage: Eukaryota; Metazoa; Chordata; Actinopteri; Cypriniformes; Cyprinidae
Product: mitogen-activated protein kinase kinase kinase 2-like
Exons: 9
Coding region: 744-1943 (399 amino acids)
Source: RefSeq, a predicted model, not a curated record
UGCCAAUCACAACACACUGGCCCAGCUAACCAAUCACAACACAUUUUGUAUUUCAGAAGGCGGGCCUUCAUUUGAUACAAGAACUAUUUGAGCUGUUCAUGUCAGACUGGGAGAGAGGUGUUGUAAUAAUGUAAAAUUUGUGAAAAAUUAUGUGUUUUUCGAACAACCUAGGAUGAGAGCCUGUUCUAGUACACCCCAAAACAAAAUCAAGACUUUGUAAAAGAGCAUAAUAGGACCCCUUUAAGUAGAGAUGCACUGAUUGCAAUUUUCUUGGCUGAUAACGUUUUUUUGUAAGACUGACCUGCCGACACUGAUUUUCUUUCUAAGAACUGUAAUUGACAGCAUAUAUAUAUAUAUGUGUGUGUGUGUGUAAAAAAAAAAUUUGCUUAAUAAAAUAAAUUAUUGAACAUUACAGUUCCCCCAAUCUGGACUAAGUUACAGAUGUCUCUCACAUAAACAGCUCUCAAAAUAAAGUGCUCUGUGACUGAAAUGAGUUGCUGUAUAUAACAAAACAGAUGAUAUUUCCCACUGUUUGUAAAAGGUCCUUUUUUCCCCUAACCUUAUAAAAUGUGUUAUUUUUUACAUCAAAUUCUUACAUUGUUUCAAUUUAUUCACUUAGAAUAAUGAGACUGUAGAGUUGUUGUCAUUCAAGUGGAAUCAGUAUCAACAAACUCCAUCUUUCUACUGCAGGAAACGGAAGCUGCAUCUGAAGUGGCAUUAGAUGUAUUUACACAGACUGUUUGAUGAAGCUGAGUGAUACCUAUCCUAAAUCCCGUAUGCCUCGAGCCCUGAGCUACCCUGAUAACCAUCAAGAGUUCCCUGAGUACGAUAUACCAGUGUUUGAAAAAACAGGGAAGGGAGGAACCUAUCCUAGGCGAUUUCCCAUCUCGUUUGGUCUGCACGACUACAGCGAUGGGCGAAAGACCUUUCCCAGGGCGCGGCGGACUCAGGCUCAUGGUUUUCGUUCUCCAGUGAGUUUCAGUCCAACAGAGCAGCAGAGCCCCAGUACUAGCAGUGGGAGCAGCAUCUUCACUCCUGAGCUAGAGGAACCAGGGCGCAGACGCCGCGGCAGCGACAUAGAGCCCAGCUCUAACCCCACUCUCUCAGUCAUGGACAUCAGCCCUCCAAGCCGCUCCCCUCGGGCUCCCACAAACUGGCGUCUAGGGAAGCUUUUGGGGCAAGGAGCAUUCGGGCGAGUGUUUUUAUGCUACGAUGCUGACACUGGCAGAGAACUGGCUGUUAAACAGGUGCAGUUUGACCCGGAUAGCCCAGAAACCAGCAAGGAGGUGAGCGCUCUGGAGUGUGAAAUUCAGCUGCUGAAAAAUCUAUUCCAUGAGCGCAUAGUUCAGUACUAUGGCUGCUUGCGGGACACACAUGAAAGAACUCUUUCCAUUUUUAUGGAGUACAUGCCUGGGGGCUCCAUUAAAGACCAGCUGAAGUCUUAUGGUGCUCUGACGGAGAACGUCACACGUAAAUAUACACGGCAGAUACUAGAAGGCGUGUGCUACCUGCAUAGUAACAUGAUCGUCCAUAGAGAUAUCAAAGGUGCCAAUAUCCUUCGGGACUCCGCAGGAAAUGUGAAGCUGGGUGACUUUGGAGCGAGUCGGCGGCUCCAGACCAUCUGCCUGUCCGGAACGGGCAUUAAGUCAGUGACAGGUACACCUUACUGGAUGAGCCCAGAGGUCAUCAGCGGAGAGGGGUAUGGCAGGAAAGCUGAUAUCUGGAGCAUCGGCUGCACCGUGGUGGAGAUGUUGACUCAGCGGCCACCCUGGGCGGAGUACGAAGCAAUGGCAGCCAUUUUUAAAAUCGCCACACAGCCCACCAACCCCACUCUGCCACCUCACGUGUCGGACCACUGCCGCGAUUUCCUUAAACGGAUUUUUGUGGAGACUAAACAGCGUCCAGCUGCUGAGGACCUAUUACGGCACACUUUCGUCCACUAGCCACUCCCCCUUCCAUCUCUGACCAAUCAGAGACUUCCAAAAGUGUCCGUAGGACCAUCCAUUUUUCAGACUCAUCCCAGCAGGCCUACGAGCCCCUACUCGGAUCAGAGCGCAUAGUGAAGAGGGCAGUGGCCUGAUCUCACACCUCUGCUGGAGCAGGAGGGUUGAUUUGGAGCAGCUUGAUUCCAUAUGAAAACAUUGCACCUUAAUUUCACUCAGGGGUAAGUACCCCUAAAGACUAAACAGAUAUCGGCACCCCAAAAAAACUUGAGGAUGUUGUCUUUUAAGGCUUUCUUUUAUUAAUUUUUAAUGUUUUGAUAUCCCCCAAAAUUGUGGAGAGUCUUUGCUCUGGGUAGUCCAGUUGGGCUCUAGAUGCAAGAAGAUCUUGGAAUGUCAACCCCAGAACAAGGCAGGUACACCAAGACGCUGCUAAAGGGUAAAAGAAAAAAAUGAAACAGAAUAGAUGACAGGAUGCAUGGGACUCUCCAGGCCGGCUGUCAUGGCUUCUAAAAGUUCUCAUUUUCUUGCACAGUCCUCCUAGAACAUACACACACAAGUACAUGAACUGUGAUGGAAGAUCUCACUGUAGAAUAUUUACUCACUAUGCUGUACAAACAUUUGCGUUUGCUGAACUCUCUCUCACCUUCUGAUCGCAACCACAUAACGGAGUGUAUUCGCUCUUUCUAGCUCUAGAAUUCGUCAGGAUCUUGUACCUGUUUCUGCUUGGUUUCAGUUUUUACUGUGUGCCUUUUUAUGACGUCUCCUUCCUCUUUUUUUUUGUAUGCUGCUCUGUCUUAAGUGUCCGAUCAUUUUUCUAGAAUUUUAUAAGUUUAAUGCACAGCUACUCACAAGUCUUUCUGUCUGGAAUUAUUUAGGACAGUUCGGCUCUUCAUACUGUUUCUAGAUCAGCAUAAACAGCCUCUGCCUUUCCCCCUUUGGUCCCUCUGCUGGCAAACUGAUCUCGGGACAGGUUCACCUGUGCAUUCUCUUAACACAGUGCCGUACACUUCAAUCUGAUCAGGUAGGCAGGUUGAACACACUCACUCACCAAAGCGAGAAAAAAAAAAAAAAAAAAAACCCAGACCACACAGGCAGGGUUUAGUGCCUGGACAUUUUACAGUAAGAAUCACUCUGAUUCCAGUAUAAAU